AUGGCGGCGGCUGCCGCCGCCGUCGCCGCGGCCUGCAGGAGGGCGGCGUCCUACACCCUCACCGGCCCACCGGCCGAGUUCUUCCGCGUCGCGGCCGCGGCCACCACUGUCGACAAGGCGCGGGCACCAUCAGCGGCCGCCGCCGGCGCCAGCGACAAGUACGCGCACCUGCUGCCGCCGGACGCCGGCUUCAAAACGCCGGACACCACGCCGCCGCCGGCGAAGACGCGCACGGAGAACAACUCGCCGACGUUCGCGUCCUCGGGGGACCCGUGCCUCGACUUCUUCUUCCACGUCGUCCCGGACACCCCGCCCGAGUCCGUGGCCGCGCGCCUCGCCGACGCCUGGGCCCGGGAGCCGCUCACGGCGCUCCGCCUCGCGUGCAACCUCCGCGGCGUGCGCGGCACCGGCAAGUCCGACCGCGAGGGCUUCUACGCCGCCGCGCUCUGGAUGCACGAGCGCCACCCCAGGACGCUCGCGCUCAACGCGCGCGCCGUCGCGGGGUUCGGGUACCUCAAGGACCUCCCCGAGAUCCUCCACCGGAUCAUCCACGGCGGCGUCCCCACCACGGGGCCCCGCAGCCGCACGGAGGGGUCCGAGCCCGACGGCGACGGCACGGAUGUGGAGGAGAAGGAGGACUACACCGUUGCUGCCGAGGGUGACGGCCCGAAGACGAAGGCCGAGAUCUCCGUGGAGCGCCAGAGGAGGCGCGCGGUGGCCGCGGCGCGAGCGCUCGACAGGUACAGCCGUGACCCGAACUACCGUUUCCUGCACGACUGCACGGCCGACGUGUUCGCCGACCUCCUCGCCGAGGACAUGCGGAAGCUUGCCGAUGGCAAGCUCAACGAUCUCUCGCUCGCCGCGAAAUGGUGCCCGUCGAUCGACUGCAGCUACGACCGCUCCACGCUCCUCUGCGAGGCCAUCGGGCGCCGCCUCUUCCCCAGGGGCUCCUUGCCGGAGCUCCCCGAGGACCUGGAGGACCAGUACUACGCCUACCGCGUGCGCGAGCUCCUCCGCAAGCAGGCGCUCACGCCCCUGCGCGCCGCCCUCAAGCUCCCGGAGGUCUUCAUCUCCGACCGCGCGUGGGGGGACGUGGUGUACGCGCGCGUCGCCUCCGUGGCGAUGCAGAACUACAGGGAGCUCUUCGUCCAGCACGACGCCGAGCGCUUCGAGCAGUACCUCGAGGACGUCAAGGCCGGCAAGGCGAAGAUCGCCGCCGACGCCCUGCUCCCCCACCAGAUCAUCGAGUCCAUCGACAGCGACGGCGUCGCCGACCUGCAGUGGGAGCGCAUGGUUUCCGAUCUGCGGGCGCUCGGCAAGCUCAGCAACUGUAUGGCCAUCUGCGACGUGUCCGGCAGCAUGUUCGGCCUGCCCAUGGACGUCUGCGUCGCUCUCGGCCUCCUCAUCUCCGAGCUCAGCGACGAGCCACGGCACCACCGGCUCAUCACCUUCAGCGAGCGGCCUGAGAUGCACCUGAUCACUGGCGAGACCCUCGGGGAGAAGACGAGCUUCAUCCGUGAGAUGCACUGGGACUUGAACACCGACUUCCAGGCGGUGUUCGACAACCUCCUCAGCGUCGCGGUCGCCGGCAAGCUGCCACCGGAGCGGAUGGUGAGGAGGCUGUUCGUGUUCAGCGACAUGGAGUUCGACGAGGCGUCGUCGAAUCCGUGGGAGACAGACUACGAGGCGAUCACGAGGAAGUUCACAGAGGCAGGGUACGGCGAGGCGAUCCCGGAGAUAGUGUACUGGAACCUGCGGGACUCCAAGUCCGUGCCGGUGACCGCCGGGGAGAAAGGGGUAGCGCUGGUGAGCGGCUUCUCCAAGAACACGGUGAAGAUUUUCCUCGACAACAACGGGAUCUUGUCGCCCAGGGCCAUCAUGGAGAAGGCCAUCUCCGGCCGGGAGUACCAGGAGCUCGUCAUCUUCGACUGA
Molecule: messenger RNA, 1932 nt
Organism: Panicum virgatum (switchgrass)
Lineage: Eukaryota; Viridiplantae; Streptophyta; Magnoliopsida; Poales; Poaceae
Exons: 2
Coding region: 1-1932 (643 amino acids)
Source: RefSeq, a predicted model, not a curated record